Molecule: messenger RNA, 3506 nt
Organism: Pocillopora meandrina
Lineage: Eukaryota; Metazoa; Cnidaria; Anthozoa; Scleractinia; Pocilloporidae
Source: the annotation of a GenBank genome assembly
CUCCUCUCACUUAGCACAACAUGACGGAGAAAGGAACGUGACGGUCUGACAUGUAUAGUAAUGAUAUCUCGUAGUAAGUUUGAGAGAAUAUGUCAACACUGAAGAAAUUUUCCUCUACUGCUAGGAACAAAAAGAUUUCAGUGUCAAGCCCUGCUCGCAAAUCAAGCGAAGGAGUUGUUGGGGAUCAUUUUUCUCAGGCUAGAAUCAAGGAGGUGAGCUUGUCGUAAACACUUUGGCUUUGAACAGUGAUCUUUCAAGCAGCAAGCUCACUAAAGUUAGGUUUUAUACAUUUAAAAACCAUAUCGGUCGCGAAAUUUGUUAAGUGCUAAAUUACUUACGAAGAAGGUUAAUGUAAACAGUUUGUAAAAAGAACUCGGUAAAACUUGCGAUGAAUUUUACCGACUUUUUUACAAUACACAACAAUUUAUUUCAUCAUUUUCGUGUUUCUCUUUACAACAGUAAGUUGAAGUAAGAGGCUUAAAUGGCCCAUGGUCCAUCAUAUAACAAAUCACUUAUUUUAUUAAACCCUUAGUUACCUAAUAUGAAAAGGACAUGAACUCCUAAAGGACAAAGUAAUCUAACAACUCUGUCACUUAAAUGUCACACAUUCCCUUGUAGAAAAAUCAAAAGAAAUUAGUGUAACAUCAAGAUAGCACUCCACAGCUGAUAACCUGUUUAUUCCCCUAACCUUUUUGGUCAAUUAUGCUCAGAAGCAACAAAGAGAAUUCACUUUAUGAUCAUCUUUUUUUGGAGUUUAAAGUUUAUCUCUAGUACAGCAUUGGCAUCAAGUACCAGGUUUGAUCAUGCUUGCCUUGAAUUCAGCAAGAGAAGAAUCCUCAGUCUUUUUAACCCUUUAACCCCCAGAUCAAAUUUGUCAUUCUCCUUACUGUCAACCAUACAAUCCUUAUAAUGUUAGUUCAGAGAAUUUAGUAUUGGAUCAACUAAUUAUACCCAAAUUGAUAUUUUUCUUUUUUCUCAUCACUUAUCUGGUUAAAAUUGCAUUGAUAUUGUAUGGAGAAAUUCUGUCUUGGUCACUCAUGGGAAUUAAAGGGUUAAAGAUCUGGAGGUGGCUGUAAAGUUAAAAGAAUUAACAAGAUGUUACUGCAACCAUACUAUCCAUUUGAAAUUAUCACAACUGGAGCUCAUUACCAAAGGGAAAGUACAUUUUGCCCUCAACAAGGAGCUUUAAUUUUAUGCAGUUUCUCUUUGCCCUUUAUUUAAUCCCCAUGAAUGAUCAAGACAAAAUUUCUCCUUGGGAAAUCAAUACAAUAUUAACCAGAUAAGUAAUGAGCACUCUAUAAGAAUUUUAUGUCACACAGUAAGGAGAAUUACUGAGGAGAUCUUGAGAGUGAAAGGGUCAAAGUGGUGGUCUCUCUCAUCUAAUCCAUGUGACAGCCAAACAGGCAUGUCCUGGACUAUGAAAUCUCAUUCAUAUGAAAUGAGCAUCAUAAACUUCAUGAUUUAUUGAUUUUUUUAAAAUUAAUCUAUUGCACGAUAAUUUAAAUAUUUCAAUAUCAGUUAUAUAAAUCAUAUGGCCUCUGAUUAAAAAACAUGCUUAUAAAACUGCGUCUUUACUUUCAAAUGUGAGAGAUCUAUUUCCUAGCUAAAGAUUCUUGGAGGUCAAUCCAGUGACAGAUUGUUUUACUCAGUAUGAGUUCCAUGUUCUUAGCACAGUAUUUUGCAUUUUUAAUAAUAGUAUACAGUAUUUAUAGCAUUUUUCCCAAUGAAAAAAAGAGGAUUAAUAUACAAAAAAUCAAAAUAAACCUACAAAACUAGAUUGUCAUUCUAUAAAUGAGGAAGAGGAUUUUUCAAAACAACAUUUUAACAUUUUUCCAUAAGCAGCAGUAAUAUGUGACUGUGCCCAGAAUGGAGUUGCCAGGCCACCUUCUUUCAAAAGGGGGGUUUGGUGGCAUGCUCCCCUUAAAAAAAGUUUGAAAUUUAGACACUUAGAAAUGUAACUUCCAGCAUUUUACUUGACUAAACAGCAUGAAAAAAUACCUGUAUUUAUUACCCACUUGUUCUUAUGGCUAAAUACAUAUUUUUAUUUAGUGCUCAACCAGCUUUGUAUGUAUUUAUACCAUUUCAGCUUGAGCAGCAAGUUUCAGAUCUUAAGAAGCGCCUAGAUGAACUACGCAAAGCAAAAAACACUACCGUCAUUAAAAAGGACAAAGAAUAUGUAACCACAGGAACACCAAAAGCCUCUUCCAUAAAUGCUUCUACAGGAUCACCAGGUCUCGCUGAUUACCAUAAGGAGAGGGUAACUUCAUCUGACACAUGUGCAGUACCUCAAAAUAAGCUCCAAGAGGAGGAUGUUAGAAUAUUACAGAAAAAUAUCGCCUCUUUGAAAGAACUUCACAAAGCUGAGCUCGAGGAACUGAGAAAAGAAGUAGAGAAGCAGGUAUGGGUGUUUACAUUUAGAAUCAUUCUGAACAAUAUUUGCGAUUCUUGCAGAUUUUCCUGAUUUCCUCACAUCGAGAUAAGCAGUCAGUUUCCACUAGAAUUUAACAAGAUUUUUUUAUUUGAUCAGCAAAAACUUUAUAUCUUUCUUUUGAAAAGUGUUACGUCUAACGUAGUAGCAUCCUUUGUACUCUUCGGAGUUACCUACAUUAUAUGCUAUUGCGCACAUCUCCUCCUUAGUAAAAUUAACAAUACGCAAGGUAGCCAUUUUGAAAUAUCCUUGCUUUAAUCCUCUCGCGUGAGUGGAUUAUAGCGAGAAAUGACUCAAUCCUCAACCAAUCAGAAUGCGAGAAUCUCUAUAAUCAACUGAGCAAUUGAACCAAGAACAAGGUUAUUCGUCGUUUGAAAUACGCGCACAUUUUAUUAACAGGCCAGACAGUCAGACUCAAACAUGGCAGCUGAACUCGAAAAACUCAAACAGGAAAAUGAGGAACUUAAGGAAGAAAAUGGAUUGUUGCGUACCAGGGAAACAGGACUUCAACUGCAGGUUGAUAAUUUGUUAGAAGAACUAAGCAGGAAAGAAGCAGAAUGGUGUUCGAAAGAGGAAAAGCUCAUGUUAGAGGUACCUAUCAUUUUGGCACAGAGCAGUUUUCAAUUGAAUGUGGAAACUAAGUAAACCGAGAUUGCAUUGGCUUUCCUUACUUCGCUCUGUGAUUGGUCCAGAAAAUUCGCGCCACUUUCUCAACCAAUCAGGUGAAAAACCAAAACCAAUCACGACUUGGUCGCCCGCGUUUUCCCGCGCUUUAAGCUGUUUGCUUAGUUUUACUUUGAGUUUUCAUUGCCUAAUAAUAAUGUUAACAACGGCAGUCUUUUUUUUUUGUGAUUAAAUUGGUUUAAAAACUUGCGCUGGUCUCUCAGCCAAUUGAAGCAAAUCGUGUCUUGGUACCCGCGUUUCGGGCAUCAAAAUUUCUUCAUCUGACCAACACUGAGGAAUAUUGCAUUUGUUUUGCGUGUAGAUAAAGACUUCUUGGGGUGAAAAGUACCAACAAUGGAUGGCUCAGACAGAACAGAAGAUUGAAGAACUGCAGGCAGCCAACGAUUUUCUGUAA